This is a messenger RNA of Diaporthe amygdali, 282 nucleotides long. RefSeq lists its product as uncharacterized. The record is from RefSeq and is a predicted model, not a curated record. The transcript has 2 exons. The coding region runs from base 1 to 282 and encodes 93 amino acids. NCBI's taxonomy places the organism in Eukaryota, Fungi, Ascomycota, Sordariomycetes, Diaporthales, Diaporthaceae.
AUGACUGGCAGCAAGAAGUCUUCCAAGCGCAACAAUGCCCCAGUCUCGAGGCUGCAGGCUGGCGGGCAGUCGCAGUACACCGGCUCAACAGGCAGCGAGACCAACGGCCAGGCCAGUGCCCACAGCGGUACUGGCCCUGUCGUCUCUUACACUCAACUCGUUAGCUUCAACGGGAAUAUGGGUAUCGAUUAUGGGCAGCAGCGUGAGAAUGGAGAAAACUGGGAUGCAUGGUCCAUGGAGGUGCAGACUGGAGCGAGCGAUGCAGGGAAUGGGACUGCCUGA